Molecule: messenger RNA, 1091 nt
Organism: Spodoptera exigua (beet armyworm)
Lineage: Eukaryota; Metazoa; Arthropoda; Insecta; Lepidoptera; Noctuidae
Source: the annotation of a GenBank genome assembly
UGAAUUGGAAGAACUAUUUAUUAAUUAAACUGUAAUGUCCACGUGAAUAUAAUGUGCUAUUAUAAUAUAUCUGUAAAUAUUAGACAUUAAGCAUAAAUGAAUCGACGAAUUAAUUUCAUGGGAUACAGAUUAUCCGGUUCAAAAUGUCUAGGUAUAUGCUUAUUGUUGACUUUUCUAAUGGGAUGUUAUUUAGCGGCUUUACCUAUUCGAUACGAAAAAGAGGCCCUACCUAACCCCGUCCGACAACGAAUAACAUCGCUAGAAACGAAAACAAAGCGUCUUGCAGUGCUCGUCCCUUUCCGAGACCGCUUUGAAGAGCUCUUAGAAUUCGUGCCUCACAUGUACAGCUUCUUAAACCGCCAAAAAAUACCAUUUCACAUAUUCAUAGUUCAGCAAAAAGACAACAAUCGAUUUAAUAGAGCUUCCUUAAUAAAUGUUGGGUUUAUUUACUCCAAGAAGGACUAUGACUACAUAGCAAUGCAUGAUGUGGACUUAUUGCCAAUGAAUGAUAAUUUAAAGUAUGACUAUCCUGCAACGGGACCAAUGCAUAUCUCAUCUCCAAAAACGCAUCCUAAAUAUCACUAUGAUACAUUUAUCGGAGGCAUUUUGUUAGUGACUAGAGAACAGUAUGAGUUAGUCAAUGGGAUGUCUAACAACUACUGGGGAUGGGGAUUGGAGGAUGAUGAGUUUUAUGUGAGAUUAAAAGAUGCAAACUUAACUGUGAUGAGGCCAAGCAAUAUUACUACUGGGAUAGACAAUACUUUUAGACAUAUCCAUGACAAAACAUACCGAAAACGCGACAUGCGGAAAUGUUACAACCAGCGCGAGGUAACCCGUCGCCGCGAUCGCCAAACGGGCAUUCAUGACGUGCUAUACAAGUUGCACAACACACACACGGUGGCCGUCGACGGGUUAAACGUCACAGUUUUAAAUGUGGAACUCAUUUGUGAUAAAAGCAGAACUCCUUGGUGUCAGUGCCCAGAACCUGUAAAGGCAGCUAAGAAAACUUAAAUUUAGAAUUGGAAAGAAAAAUUGUUGAUUUUUUUCUAUAAUAUAGACAAAGAAUACUCUACAUUCAUUUUUUUUAAAAA